Molecule: messenger RNA, 2625 nt
Organism: Echinostoma caproni
Lineage: Eukaryota; Metazoa; Platyhelminthes; Trematoda; Plagiorchiida; Echinostomatidae
Source: the annotation of a GenBank genome assembly
AUGACUACAGACAACGAUGCCACGGUGGUUUCAAUAUUGCAACAACGUUGCAGCCUGUUGGACAGUAAACUGAGAAAUUUCAAUCUCGUAAGCAAAGCACUUCAGGCGAAGACUUAUCAGUUACUUAAUGUGAUCAACAAACACGAGGACUAUUCCGGUCUAAUCACCAAAGAGUACGAUGAAGUCUCCAACGAUAUCAAUUGCGUGCAAGCAGUCAUUGAGAAGUAUUCAACGGAACUGGAAGAGUUGCGUUCCAAAAUCAAGCAGUAUACGCGAGACGAUCCGGCCAAGUCCGGCAAACCUGUUCCCCCUCAAGUUGUACUCCCGCACAGCCAAACCGACCCGACAACACAUGGACUGGUCAAGUUGCGAUUGCGUGCCCAUCUGCCCAACAGUCAAUUCACCCUGGUCGAGAUUCGGCCGGGACAACAGAUACGGCAUGUGCUCGGCAAAAAACUAUCGCAUCGAGGCUUGCAUUUGGAACAGCUAAUUGUGUACCGCGCACGUAGCGGAUUACCUGUCUCAUGGGAAGACGAUGCAGUGUCUAUUGCUCGCUUGGGGGAGGAAUUGGUGGUGGAUUUCGCGCGGCGUAACCUGAAACGAUCGGAGCAUCAGUUUCAACGAAAAACAUUUUUUGAGAAAGCGCGCUGCAAUCUGUGCCACAAAUUCAUUUUUCAUGGUGUGAUUUGCAAAUGCUGCGGUUCCAUGUAUCACCAACGGUGUGUAACCCGUGUGGAUAAAACCUGUCUACCAGUCCCAGAUGAUGAUGUGUUUUAUUCCAGCGAUCAACAAGGUGUACGACAUUGCCUCGGUUCCAGCAUCGGCCUGUCCCAGUUAGGUUCAAACUGGCUUUCACCGUCCAACGCCGCGAACACCCUACCCGGUGGACAUAUGCGGUAUCGCUAUACCCCAGGUGAUGCGACUAUGCGAUUACCUGCGAGCACUGGUGGCGGGAGUCAAUGGUUGGAUGCCGCUAUGGCAGCGACACAUGGCCACGGAAGCCUGAUCCCCACAGGGUUCGCUUCCCCGGGGGGACAUCCGGGCCGGCAAUAUUUGACACUGACCACACGCGAACGCUCAUCGUCUACGCCAAAUGUGUCCAAUAACAUGAUCAAUCCACUCUCUCAGUCCGUUGAUUCGCACAGUUCACGACCACGAGGUUCACAACCAGCCGUAAGACGGACCAUGUCCAGCAUUCUUCAUGCUUGUUUUACUCGACCACCCGGUAAACUUUGUUCUUGCGGUCCACCGCGCCGCAACGGUUCACUCAGAUCUCAUUCUCCUCGGUCUGCACCUCUUGGUUCGUUGGAUGAUCUACGACUGAGGCGGACAGAACCGUUUUCGACCCUCGGACACCGCGAUUCCCCUCGGGUUCGUUUUCAUCGUGUACGGCUAGAUCAGAACCGUAACUGCAAUCGACAACAUUCACCACGUUUUCCGAGCAAAGUAUAUAUGCAUCUGAAACCGGGUAGAUUUCCUCUAACGCACAUUGGAAUGUUGUAUUUCAGUGCGCCCGAUCUGGGUCCACGUAAUCGAAUGUACGUUANAGAUGUGCAUGUCCUAUCACCGAAAAAACAGUCAUGGCCGGAAACCAAUUCCUGUCAGACGUCGAAUUUGCGCUGGUAUGCACAGAAGUUCUCCACACGUCAAUCUCUGUCUCCAGCCCUACCGAAUGUUAGUCGAUUAUCACCUAUUUCUGUCAUCGCCUAUUCCGAAAUAAAGGUUCAUCCAAUACGAAGCCGUUCCGCUGUUUCUGAUCGAUUAGAUCUACCAGCUUGGUCAAAUGCCUGUCCACUUCAUUCGGCGAUGAAUAUAAGCAACCCUUGUCAUAAUUGCUCCUGGUGUCUUAAUCCAACCGUAUGCUAUCGACAACACAGUCCCAGACAUUCGACUGAAUUUGUUGAACCCUGUUUUACAGAAUCAGGGUUGCGGGUUGAUCAUUCCGCCAUUCGUUUGUCCGUUCCAUCGACCGGAUCGAUUCAUCGAUCAUGCUCGAGUCCGGAAAGGAAAACUCAGAAUUCAGCUAGACGUCCGCAGCACUUGGCCCUGACGGACCGGCUUACUCCUUGCGCUUAUUCAUUCUCAUUGCUGAAUACCCGACGGGCAAAUGAAUCUCGUAUCAGUGGCCUGACCUAUCGUCGUUGCGUAUUCAGUCCGGUGGAACAGAGCACCUUAGUGCCAAGGGAUACAAGCCGAUCCAAUUCCAGUCAUUCCAAGCGUGUCGACCCAACUUCCUGCAUAUUUCACGUUCUGGAUUCAUCUUCGUCGGGGCCUGAGCCUACACCACCGACUGGACCACCUGCGGGGUGUUCCCAUCUUCCCUAUCAUCCUAGUUUUGAACGUCCAAGUAUGAUCGAAUUACCCGUGCGUGACGGUCAUGUUGCUAUUCCUCGUCCGCCAAAUGUUUGCAAUACUCCAGGUCAUACCUGCGUGCAGAUGCUGGACAAUACACCAGUUCCAAUCUGUUGCACACCAACUUGUAGCCAAUCUCAUUUGCAUUUCCGUACACCCGGUUCUGAGUGUAGUAUGAAUGACGCUGCCGCUCAGCCAGGAGUGGAAUGUAAACAAGCUAUCAAACCGCGUACAGUAAGUCUUACCAUGUUCACAUUUUGUGGACCAUUAUAG